AUGACCGCCGUUCGACCACAGCCUGGGGCUCAGGACAAGCAGACUGUACUGUCGCAGUCCCGCUUCCCUCUCAUCCUGGCAGUCUUUUAUCUCUCUUUGCUCGUUAUCCCAUGGGCGUUGACCUGCAAAAUCGCGAGCCAGCCGUCCUUCAUUGUCCAGACUUAUCGCCACAACUAUAGAUACUAUGUCCAGGACGGCUGGAACAUCGCCAUUAAUGUCCUCAACUCACUCGCUGUCGGCCUGUCGCUGCCAAUCCUCAGUGCGCUGCUGGCUCGUGCCGCUGUCGUCUUCUCGCAGCGCCGGAAGCCCGGCCAGACCCUCACCGCUGCUCAACUCUUUGCGCUCGCCGAUCGCGACUGGUAUAACUUCCACAAGGUUCUGUCUGGGUCGUCAGACUUCUUGUGGUUUGGCUUCGUCCUGCUUUUUGUAGCGAUUCUCUUGCCUCUUGUCCGGUCGGGUGUCGUGACCUACGACAACGUCCCUGUAUCAUUACACCUCCCGGCGCAGUACGACAACCUCGGUGGCGACUUUCUCGGCUACACUCCAAGCCCCGCGGCUUUGAGUUUGCCGUCUUCAGGCCGUCAGCUCGAAGUAAUUACCGACACGCGCGAUAAACUGAGGAAAAGUACAGGAGGGAUCGAGCUGAACCUGUGGCCUGUGUGCAACGACGACAAGCCUGACAGCACUUGCGGCUUCAAGUACGGGCCGUACGACAUUUCACAGAGUACCCUCAGCAAUUUCUGGGAGGAGUACUGGGAAAAGUUUAUCUCGGGUUCUCAUCCUUACGAGACCAAUGGCUCAGCUUUGAUGCAUGCCUCGACCUUCAAGGCCGGAUCAUCGAUAGGGGUUUACAAAGAUAAUGAUCUCGGAGCCUAUACACUCGGCUUGAAGAGCGGCGUAAAAUGCGAAGCAGUUUCUGCCCAAGAUAUCGAGACCCAAUGCCUCCGAUCUACUGGCACCACUGAGGAUUCGAUUUCUGCGGCUCUCGGCUGGCAAACAAGUCUAGACAUCGCAGACGAGCUACACCUUGACAUAUGCUACCCGGAGCUCGAUAAAGAACCAUGGCAGGAUGCUGAUGCGUCUCCAUGGAAGCCGAUCAACUUCACUGAACACCUUUACAUUGGCCUCACGGACAAUUCUUCGCGCUGGGGAUGUGGAGAGGAUAGUUGGGGCGGGUCUAACUGCCCGUACAUGGGAACCGACGCUGGCCUUUAUUUUCACUGCCAGUCCGAAACUGCGCUCAGUUAUUUCGAGGUAGGGAGUGCCAAGACCAAGGGGACGCCGUCUCGAUUUCUCGACGAGAUGCCCGCGGAUUUCGAUAUUCCUCGCCCGGGAGACAAGUGGGACCUCACGUACCCAGACGUUCCGUUUGCAAGCUAUGAAGGCCCCCUGAAGUCGGCAACAAUGGCCAUGUUCGGGAACGAUAGCUGGCUUGACACGCUCGGACUUGUCAUGGCACAGGAAGAUGCGACUAAUGCGACUGCUGCUGCUGCGCUGGUCAUGCUCUGUGGACUGCAGCCCCUUGGCAACAUCGACACGUUCAAUUACAAUUAUGGCGUCGGUUGUGAUUGGGACACGUACCAGUCGGCGACGAGGUACUCGGAAAACUCUUAUCUCUACGCAAAUUCUAUCCGGAACUUCUUUACACCAUUCGCCCAGCCUAGGCUGGCCAGGGCCUUCCUCAACACAGCGACUUUCUAUGCGAACGAUGCCUUACUCUCGCAGGCAAUGGCAGUUUCGUAUGUGUCUCGCGAUCUCAAAUACCAACAAGAAGAGAACGAUGACAGCAUGCUUGUACCCGUGAUCAACUUGGGUUCAAUCAUCUUUGUAUCCAUCAUCCUUGCCCUGCAGGUCGUCGGUAUCGUCCUGCUCCUCAUCUACAUCUACAGCAGCCCCGUAUGGACCAAGACCCUCGACGCCCUGGCAAUGGCCCGCGUUGGCGCCCAGCUGUCGGCGCUGGACGUGUUCCUCGUGCCCCGCGAGACGGGCACGCUAGGGCCAGCCAGGCUGAGCAAGAAGGCUGAGAGGCAGCUCCGUCAGAUUGACGGCCUGAUCGGCUCGACUGCCCCACGCGGAGACCACGAUAUCGAGGCGACGACACUGCCGCCGCCGUAUGCGCCGCGGGGCGAGGAACCGAGCACCAGAGAAGAACAAAGGGCACAGUCGGGAGCCACACAGCGGGACACAUCCGCACCGGAGAACGCUGCGCCGGCAUACUCGCCACCUGCCGACGAGCACACGACGCGAACGGAAGGUGGCGAGACCGACGUCGCUGAUGAGCGUGGAGGUGCAAGCGAAACGGCGACAGCCCAUGCGGCGUCGUCCGACUCGCAGGAUGCAAUGAACCCGCCUGUAACCACACUCGAGGCGGUUGCAGUUGGAGGACAAGGCUUCAUCACAAAGCGGAUGUGGAAGAAAGGUGGCAAAUCUGGGGCGAUACCAUCACAACCAACGCAGUGA
Molecule: messenger RNA, 2460 nt
Organism: Diaporthe amygdali
Lineage: Eukaryota; Fungi; Ascomycota; Sordariomycetes; Diaporthales; Diaporthaceae
Exons: 1
Coding region: 1-2460 (819 amino acids)
Source: RefSeq, a predicted model, not a curated record